This is a messenger RNA of Aphidius gifuensis, 1590 nucleotides long. It is a transcript of the gene Metrn, whose product is annotated as meteorin-like protein. Gene Ontology annotation, molecular function: hormone activity. The transcript has 3 exons. NCBI's taxonomy places the organism in Eukaryota, Metazoa, Arthropoda, Insecta, Hymenoptera, Braconidae. The coding region runs from base 425 to 1309 and encodes 294 amino acids. The record is from RefSeq and is a predicted model, not a curated record.
UCGAUCCAUUCCAGUUUGCAUCACACUGCCAAGUGAAAAGGAUAUACGUCAUGUCGAUGAUAAAUAAAAUUUACUCCAAAAUAUAAUAAAUUUUUUUAAACAUUUAUUUAUAAUAUUUAAAAUUAUUAUUAAAUUAAUGCUCUUAUUAAUUUUAAAAAAUUGAGUAUUACGUGUGCUUUUUUUUUUUGUGUUUUAAUGAGUUUAAUUUUGCAUAAAAAAUUUUAAAAUAUUGUGUUUAAUAUUCCAAGGAUUUGCACAAUUACUUUGUGACCUCAAUGUUAAUAUUGUGUAUUGACAAUACUGUGAUAUAUUUAUUUUAUGGUAUUAAAAAAAAAAAAAAUUCCAUGAAAUAAUUUAAAUAAGAAAAUCAAGUUUUUCUUUUUUGAUUAUAAUUUAUUUACUGGAUAUAGCAGAGUGAAUAAAAAUGGAAUUAAUAAAAAGGUGUUUUAUUGUGAUUUUUUUGAUAAGUGUUUUGAUAAUAUUUGUUGAUAAUGUUACGGCUGCUCCAACACAUUCAAAUGUUCCAGCAACAGAUCUUUGUGGUUGGACCGGAAGUGGUGGAGGUGGACGUGGUGUAAGACCAGUAUAUUUACGUUGCUCCAGAGGUACAGUGUUAUGGCGUUAUCCACGUGGUGCAUUAAGAGUUGUACUAUCUGGUGGUAGUGAUAAUAAAAGUUUUCGUGGAUGUAUUAAAGUAUCAGGACCAGCACGUGUUUAUCUUGAAGGAAAAGGAACACUAAGACUUAUUUAUGCACAAAGUGAUGGUAAACAUGAAUCAUUACAUCGUUGUUUUCAUUCAAAAGGACAAAUUGCUGCACUUUAUGUUGAAGCUGAUGAACAAAAUAAUGGACAUAAUACUGUUAAACUGAGAUAUGAUUUGGAUUUUGAAUCAUUUGAUAAUAAUGGUAAAUUAAUAAGACAAGAUGAAGAAAAUGAAUGUAGACCAUGUACUAAAGAGGAAUUAGCUGAAACAUAUUGUCAAAGUGAUCUUGUUGCAAGAGGUACUGUUAGUGCUGUUGAAAGGAGACCUGAUAUUAAUUCAGCUGAGCUUGUACUUAGAGUUACAAGUACACUUAAACGUGUUGAAGAAAUUGAGGAUAAUGAAAUUGAUUCUGGUGAUUUACGACUACAAAAAGAAAUUAGAAUACGUGUACCAACAGCAUGUGAUGCAAGACAUGGUCAAGGUGAAUUUGUGAUAAUGGCUAAAAAGAAACUUGGUGAUUUAACACUUACAUGUGCACCUAGACUUGAAACAUGGGCUGAAGCUGUUAGAGAAUUACAAAGUGCACCAUGUUUAUUACGUAGUUAAAAUAUAAACAUUUAUUUAUAUUAUUUUUUUCAAGUUUUGUAAAUUUUUAAAACGUGUACAUAGCUCAUAUAUAUAUAUAUAAAUAUAUAUUUUUUUGUUGAGUGUAAAUAUUAUUAAUUGAACAAAUAAUGUAAAAAAAAAAAAUCUACAAACUGUGAUAUUAUUAAUUUUUUAAGAUUUAAAAAUGAAUUUAUCAUUUACUUUUUUUUUAAUGCAGGGAGGAGAGAGAAUUGUAUAUUAAAUAUAAAUGUUUUUUUUUAAUAAAAAAAAAAGAAAAGAAA